Messenger RNA from Lactuca saligna, 1833 nucleotides. NCBI's taxonomy places the organism in Eukaryota, Viridiplantae, Streptophyta, Magnoliopsida, Asterales, Asteraceae. The record is from the annotation of a GenBank genome assembly.
GAAGACUCCAAGUCUAAGGAUAUUGUUGUCUUUCGACCUUCAUUACCAACAACCAAGCUUACUAGCUAUCCCCCGAAGGAUACUGAUUCUCUAUCCACUCUCAGAUCAAUGGCUCCGCCUUCCCAACUGCUCAACGGCGCUGGUGCCACCGCCGGAAAGUCGAUUACUAGCCGUAUGGCUUCCGUCUACAGCGAAGUACAGAACAGCCGUCUUGAUCAUCCUCUUGCUCUCCCUUCCGUUUUCAGAAGCCCCUUCAAAAUCGUCGAUGGUCCCGCUAGCUCCGCUGCCGGAAAUCCAGAUGAAAUUGCAAAACUUUUCCCAUCCCUGUUUGGGCAACCAUCAGCAAUAUUGGUGCCAGGUGAAUCUAAUGAAUCAGGAUCUGCCUUGAAGAUAGGAGUUGUGUUGUCAGGAGGACAAGCACCAGGAGGGCAUAAUGUUAUAUCUGGAAUUUUUGAUUACUUACAGGAAUGCUGCAAAGGAAGUACUUUGUAUGGGUUCAAGGGUGGGCCAGCUGGGAUCAUGAAGGGCAAAUAUGUGGUCUUGACCCCUGACUAUAUUUAUCCUUACAGAAAUCAGGGAGGAUUUGAUAUGAUCUGUAGUGGGAGAGACAAAAUUGAGACUCCAGAACAGUUUAAGCAAGCUGAAGAUGUAGCAAUGAAGCUUGAUUUGGAUGGGCUUGUGGUUAUUGGUGGAGAUGAUUCAAAUACAAAUGCCUGCCUUCUUGCUGAAUACUUUAGGAGUAGAAAAUUAAAGACACGAGUGAUUGGAUGCCCAAAGACUAUUGAUGGUGACUUGAAAUGCAAAGAGGUUCCUACAAGUUUUGGUUUUGAUACUGCAUGCAAGAUUUAUUCUGAGCAAAUUGGAAAUGUGAUGAUAGAUGCUCGUUCUACAGGAAAAUAUUAUCAUUUUGUACGCCUAAUGGGACGUGCUGCUUCCCACAUUACAUUAGAGUGUGCUCUGCAAACUCAUCCAAACAUCACUCUUAUUGGGGAGGAGGUUGCCUCUGAGAAGCUGACAUCGAAAAAUGUUACAAAUUACAUAGCGGAUGUAAUUUGUAAACGUGAAUGUCUUGGUUAUAAUUAUGGUGUCAUACUCAUACCUGAAGGACUUAUUGAUUUCAUUCCUGAGGUGCAACAACUUAUUUCGGAACUAAAUGAAAUUCUGGCGAGUGGAAUUGUAGAUGAGAGUGGCAAAUGGAAAGAGAAGCUUAUUCCUCAGUCUCUACAGCUUUUUGAGAUACUUCCUCCUGCAAUUCAAGAUCAGUUGAUGCUUGAAAGGGAUCCCCAUGGAAAUGUUCAGGUUGCGAAAAUAGAAACAGAGAAAAUGCUUAUGCAAAUGGUUGAAAGUGAAUUAGAGAAGAGGAAGCAAGUGGGCCAAUAUGCAUGCCACUUUAAAGGCCAGUCCCAUUUUUUCGGUUACGAAGGACGAUGUGGUUUGCCUUCAAACUUUGACUCUUCUUACUGUUAUGCAUUGGGUUAUGGUGCUGGAGCUCUACUCCAGGGUGGUAAAUCCGGACUAAUAUCUUCCGUUGGAAAUUUGGGUGCACCGGUGGUAGAAUGGACUGUUGGUGGAACUCCAUUGACUUCUUUAAUGGACGUGGAAAGGAGACAUGGUAAAUUCAAGCCUGUGAUAAAGAAGGCGAUGGUUGAGCUUGAUGGUGCACCAUUCAAGAAAUUUGCAUCACUGAAGGAGGAGUGGUCUCUUCAAAACAGAUAUAUCAGUCCUGGUCCCAUUCAGUUUGUUGGAGCGGAAGCUGAUAGAGCCAACCACACUUUGUUGUUGGAGCUUGGAAUCCAGGGCACAUUAGAGCUUAUGAUUCGGUGGUUGGAAUAA